GUUAAAGAUGCCAGAAGUUCUGAAUCCAUCUUUAUUAGAAGGAGCACAUUUGGAAGAGUACUGUUUUCCGGAUUCAAAUGUCUCUUGUUUGAAGGCUUCUUACCACAUGGCAGCGCAAACUGCGAUAUAUUUUCUCCUGCUGUUAGCGACAACUAUUACCAUUCUAGGGAAUUCUGUGGUCAUCAUCUCCAUCGCUCAUUUCAAACAACUUCAUACACCUACAAACAUUUUGGUGAUGUCUCUAGGCCUGGCAGAUCUGAUUGUGGGAGUCAUUGUCAUGCCGUUCAGCAUGAUCAGGUCUGUAGACGGCUGCUGGUACUUUGGUGAGGAAUUCUGCCUUUGGCAUUCUAGUUUUGAUGUUUUCCUCACAACUGCAUCAGUCUUCCACUUGGUUUGUAUCGCUGUAGAUCGAUAUGAAGCCGUGAGCUAUCCACUUCAGUACCCAACAAGAGUAACUAUGCCUGUUGCAUGGUUUAUGGUAACUGUAAGCUGGACUGCAGCUGCAUUGUAUUCGUUUGGUCUCCUCCUUUCAAAAGCAAAUGUGGAAAAUUUAGAUGAAUACAUUGCAUCUACAUAUUGUCUGGGAUAUUGCAACAUUUUGUUCAAUGAACUGUGGUCUGUUUUGGAUACAUGUGUAUGUUUCCUGUUGCCUUGUUCUGUUAUGAUUUGUCUAUAUGCUAAAAUAUUUCUCAUUUCAAAAAAACAUGCAAGAAAAGUUGAUUGUGCAAGGCAGGGCAAAAAUGAUGUAACCAAGUUCUCACAAAAGGUGAAACAUGAAAACAAAGCAGCAAAAACUCUUGGUAUUGUUGUAGGUGCAUUUAAUUUAUGCUGGAUGCCGUUUUACAUUAACUCUAUCCUUGAUCCUUAUAUUAACUUUUCUACCCCUUUGGUACUUUUUGAUAUUUUUGUCUGGUUGGGUUACAUUAAUUCAACUUUAAAUCCCAUCAUAUAUGGCCUUUUCUACCCAUGGUUCAGGAAAACACUGUAUCUCAUGGUUACACUAAAAAUAUUUGCUCCAGAUUCUUCCGACAUAAAAGUGUAUGCAGCUUGAAAGCAAAAAUAUAUUCGAAUUAUGAAUAGUACAGAUGGUAUUCGAAACCCCUAUUAAUGCAAAUACUACUUGAGCACUUUUUAAUCCAUAAAUUGGCCAUGUUGAGGAGUUCUUAAGACAUUAAAGUCUUAAAAACAAUAGUGUUUAUGAGGAAAACAUUGAGAGAGUGGAAAUGUUCUCCACUUAUAUAGUGCCUUUUAACCUUAAUGGUUCUACAAAGCACUUUACACUGUUUCUCACUCACCCAUUCACACACACACACACCAUGCAAGGUCAGCCUGUCAUCGGGAGCAACUUGGGGUUCAGUGCCUUGCCCAAGGACACUUCAGCAAUGCCAAUUAAGUUUUUGAACACCUGGAGUUUAUUAGGUUUUAAUGCACCUAUUAACUAUUAGCAUGGGCCAAACAAAAUAAUA
Molecule: messenger RNA, 1466 nt
Organism: Ictalurus punctatus (channel catfish)
Lineage: Eukaryota; Metazoa; Chordata; Actinopteri; Siluriformes; Ictaluridae
Product: trace amine-associated receptor 13c-like
Exons: 1
Coding region: 8-1051 (347 amino acids)
Biological process (GO): G protein-coupled receptor signaling pathway
Cellular component (GO): membrane
Molecular function (GO): trace-amine receptor activity
Source: RefSeq, a predicted model, not a curated record